AUGGGGUGUAGAUGGACAACAUAUAAACUCUGUUUAGCUUGUUUCAUGCUUUUGAUUCUUCUUCACAUGUGUUCUUCACUGAAUCCAGAGGGUGUGGCCUUGUUGGAUUUUCGGGCAGGAGUGUCUUAUGAUCCAUAUGGCGCAUUCACAAGUUGGAAUCCCAGUGACCUUGAUCCAUGCUCAUGGUCUAAUGUUCUUUGUGUUGAUGGUAAUGUUCAAGUCUUGGAUCUCAACGGGCUAUCUUUGGAAGGAGUUCUGGCACCUGAGAUUGGGAACCUUACUCAUUUGAGACAUCUUGUCCUCUCACAGAAUCAGUUCUCAGGAGCUAUUCCCAAAGAGCUUGGUGAGCUCACAAUGCUGGAGAUACUAGACUUGAGGGAUAAUAAUUUCAGUGGAUUUAUUCCCUCAGAGCUAGGAAGAAUGCAUUCAUUAAAACGGUUGUUGCUGUGUAACAACAAUCUUGAAGGAUCCAUUCCCAUGGAGCUCAGGACUCUCAACUUUCUGUAUGAAAUGCAAUAUGAUGAAAAUCUUUUAUCCCUUGUUGCAGAUGGGAUUGGAUGUCUAAAUAGGAAAUUUGGACGUUGCAUCUGGCAGGGAGAUUUUAAACUUCUAAAGAAAGCUGAUCCUCUUCUUAUACGAAUCAAAGAAACAGUUAAUAGUUACCUCAAAUCGUUCCAAUUUAUCAUGCAUGGAAAGUGCUCCUCAGACAAUUGCCUUAACACUGAAAAAAGAGCUGAAUCAGAAGAAGAAGAAGAAGAAACAGAAAAAGCAGAAGAUGUGAAACAGGAACAUGAUGGGAAUAUUGUACGCCGAAAACUAGCAGAACAGUCUCCAAAUGUAGCAGCUGCACCUUCUCCAAUUGACGGAUUUGGUCCCCCAAAGAUUAUAAAUCUCCCAAGUAGUAGAAGCAGCGGAUCAUUUCCUGCUGUACCAAAAGAAAAAAAAGAACCUACAUCUACACCUACUAUUAAUAUUAAUAAUAAUCCCCCACCAUCAUCACAUGGCCCCUUUAAAGACUCAACUCCUGAAAAUCAAAAUCAAGAAAGUGAAUCCAAUUCAAAUAUGUGGAAGAUUUUGGUCAUAAUAUUUUGCAUAAUCCUUGUGGUAAUCAUCUGCAUAACUCUUUGGUGUGUGUGUCGAAGUCGGGCAGUGAAGACAAUAGCUCCUUGGAGAACUGGUAUCAGUGGCCAGUUGCAGAAAGCUUUUGUUACUGGUGUUCCAAAGCUAAACCGGAUGGAGCUAGAAACAGCAUGUGAGGAUUUCAGCAACAUUAUCGAGACAACAGAAGGUUACACUCUAUACAAAGGAACAUUAUCAAGUGGAGUCGAGAUUUGUGUUGCAUCAACCAGUAUGACAAGUCUCAAAGACUGGUCAAAGCGUGCCGAAUUAGGGUUCCGUAAGAAGAUUGAUACGUUGUCACGAGUGAAUCACAAAAACUUUGUUAAUGUUAUUGGUUAUUGUGAGGAGGAUGAACCUUUUGCUAGGAUGAUGGUGUUCGAGUAUGCUCCUAAUGGCUCACUCUCAGAGCAUCUACACGUUAAAGAGCUUGAGCAUCUUGAUUGGCGUUCAAGGAUGAGAAUUAUUAUGGGAACGGCUUACUGUCUCGAGUACAUGCAUGAAUUGAAUCCUCCCAUACCCCACUCAAACCUCAACUCCACAAUGAUCCGUUUGACCGAAGAUUAUGCGCCCAAAGUCGCAGAGAUGAGUUUUUGGAGAGAUUUGAUGUCAAAAUCAAAAGUAUCAACAGCGGAUUCUGAAUCCGAGCACUCUCAACUGCCACCACUUAUUGAUACGGAGACAAAUGUCUACUGUUUUGGCCUCUUAAUGCGCGAAAUCAUUUCUGGCAACAAAGGACCUUUUCUACCUUCGCAGCAGCAAUAUCUGGAUGACAACACGGUCGAUCCAACGUUAAAAUCAUUUAAUCAAGAAGAAGUUGACAUCAUUUAUCAAGUUAUUGAAGAAUGCAUCCAACAAGAUCCUCGAAACAGACCAACCAUGAAACAAGUGGUUCAGAAGCUAAAGGGAGGCCUGGGGAUUUCACCUGAGCAAGCAGUGCCCAGACUUUCGCCUCUUUGGUGGGCUGAACUCGAGAUCUUAUCUGGAGACCCAGUGUAAUGAAACAACAAUGUGAGUUAGAUUGAAAAGAAAAUGACCAUUUUACCCUCAGUUUUUGAGGAGUGAAGUUAGAUGGGGGAAACGCUUAUCAUCGAUGCCGUUGCUCGAUUUGAUUCAUUUUUCGGGGACUUGUUUGUCGUGAAAUAAGAUAUGUAUAUGUCCUGUGUUAAGUGUCAAGUGUUUUCGUGGUGAGAUAUAUGUUGAAUAUGUAAAUUUGGGGGGAAGAAAACAUAGAGAAUAGCCAAAUAUCUUGUUUUAGGGAACGUUUGCGAAACACCUUAUAGUAGACCCAAGGAACUAAUCAAUUAGUCAUCCAAUCACAUU
Messenger RNA from Lactuca virosa, 2439 nucleotides. Lineage: Eukaryota; Viridiplantae; Streptophyta; Magnoliopsida; Asterales; Asteraceae. The record is from the annotation of a GenBank genome assembly.